Molecule: messenger RNA, 981 nt
Organism: Cooperia oncophora
Lineage: Eukaryota; Metazoa; Nematoda; Chromadorea; Rhabditida; Trichostrongylidae
Source: the annotation of a GenBank genome assembly
AUGAUGAAAUAUAUGCGCACGAUUGAAUUCUACUAUCCAAACAUCACAAAAAUUGUUCGUUUGGGUACUACACAUGAAGGUAGACCAAUUGAAGGCAUGAAGAUCGGCUAUCCGAUAACCGCGACGGAUAAGAGAGCGAUCUGGGUAGACGGUAAUAUUCAUGCAAGAGAAUGGGCAAGUAGUCAUACGGCACUAUAUUUCAUCAAUCAGCUUGUCUCUGGUUACGGUAAGGACGACACGAUUACGCACUAUGUGAACAGCCUAAAUUUCUAUGUACUGCCAUGUUUGAAUCCGGAUGGCUACGAAUACACCAGAUCGUCACCGAAUCCAAGUGUCCGCCUAUGGCGUAAGAAUCGCUCGCCGGAGAGAUGUAAUCGUUCACUAUGGGGUGGAGAGAAGUGCUGCCAGGGUGUUGACUUGAAUCGCAAUUUCAAAUUUCAUUGGGCUGAAUCCGGCUCGUCUUUUGAACCAUGCUCCAACAUUUAUCAUGGAGACCACGUCUUCAGUGAGCCAGAAUCACGUGCCGUUCGUGACUACUUGAAUUCGGACGAGUUACGCGGAAAAGUCGACGGUUUCAUCACUCUUCAUUCAUAUGCACAACUGUGGAUUUAUCCAUACAGCCAUGCCCAACAGAACUAUCCAGAAGAUAUCAGUGAAUUGCGACGAACCGCCCGUCGAGCCAUCAACCGGCUGCAUCGUCAAUAUGGCACGGAGUAUCGCAUGGGAACAGGAGCUGAUACGUUGUCACCGGCUUCUGGCGGUUCGGACGACUGGGCAAAAUCCAACGGAAUCAAAUACGUCUACUUGGUGGAACUGAGACCAGAAUAUGAGCGUACGGUGUCGAACGGGUUCAUCCUUCACAAAAAGGAGCUGAUUCCGACUGCAGUUGAAACGUUCGAAGGCGUUAAGGUGAGUUUAUUGCCCUCAAGUCUACUCGUCCCAUUAGGGGCGGAGAGAUACACGACCCUUCCCGAAUAUUAG